ACGAAGAAUUACAUCUUAAAGGCGACAUCAUGAACCUAGCUCAGUUUGAAGGCUCCGAGGAGACAGACGCGGCUGUAUCGUUCACAUAACCGGCAAGAUGCCUCUGACUAAUGUGCUGAUAAGCCUUAAACACCGUCCAUUCUGCAUAUUUGUGCACUCAGACUGAGUCUGGAGCCUGAGGCACCUGCUGGUUGGGUGCUUCAGUGGUCAUCUCAGUGAUGGGCAAGUAUUUCUUCAACGAGACGGACAUCAGGAGUGCGUGGGAGCAUGUGCUUUCUGCCUUCUGGCAGAGGUACCCCAACCCUUACAGUACUCAUGUUUUGACCGAGGAUGUGGUUUUUCGGGAAGUGACUCCAGAUAACUGCCUCCUGUCCCGACGCCUCCUUACAAAGACCAAUCGGCUGCCUCGAUGGGCGGAGCGCAUCUUCCCAGGCAACCUGUCACGUUACGUUUACAUCGUAGAGGACUCAAUCGUCGACCCCAACAACAGACGCCUCACUACUCUAACCUGGAACUUAAACCACUCAAAAUUAAUGAUGGUGGUGGAGCGCUGUGUGUUUCAUGGUGAGCGUGAGAGGCCUGUGUGGACUCGUCUCACUAGAGAAGCUUGGAUCUCAUCAGGGGUCUUCGGGCUGUCCAGACCAAUACAGGAGUUUGGUUUGUCCAGGUUCAGAAGUAACCAAAUGAAGGCCAUGAAGGGUCUGGAGCAUGCACUUUCUAAAUUACACAUAUCAGCGGCUCAGAGUCAUCAUGGCGACACACCUAAAGACUCCUCAGAGAAGGCCAAGAACAUGACCUCUCCCUCCAGCUCCCAGAAGCCUCAGGAAUAUGUCUGACAAACACAACCUUCAUCUCCCACCAGCCCCCUAACUGAGAGCCUUCAUAUGGCAGGUCAGGUUUGGAGACACAGGCUGUUAGAAAAGUCAUAUGCAAAGGUUUUGUCAAAUUAGAUGCUUCUAAGUGAAAAUAAGUAACACACCUUAUACGCAUUUUUGUGCACAAUGUAAUGCACAGGUUUUAUUUAUUUGAUUAAUUAAACUUAUUGGGAAAUAAAUAAAACAUACAGUCAACUCCAGAAUUAUUAGCACCCUUCAUGAAAAUGAGUUUUUAUACAUACACACUCCCACACAUGCAGUAAGGGAUAUUUGGGUUUUUUACACUGUGUAGAUUUUUUUUCCUCUAAUUUUCCUAAGAAGCAUAAUUUGAGAACAUAGUUUCUAAAAAUACUGGCACUCCCAUUUUUAACAUUUGGUGAAGAGAAUGGAGAGAGAACAACAGUAUUCUGUAAUGCUUCGCAAGGUUUGAGAACACUAGUUGAGGGGUCUUGGACCGCUCCUCCAUGUAUUUCUUGAUAUCUUGGGUCUUCAUUGUGUGUCACAAUAACAUUUAUCAUGAUAACGAUAAAAUAAUGUCAUAUUGCCCAUCUCUACUUGCAACCAUUUCUGUGUGGUUUUUGAUGUGUGUUUGGGAUUAUUCUCUUGCUUAGAAUGUCCACCCACAGCCAGGCUUCAACAUUCUUGCAGAUUUUGGACUAAAAUCUCCUGGUAUUUAGACUUCAUUACACUUCAUUACACACCACAAGAUUUCCACACUUCUAAAACAGUUAUGUUAAAAACAAGACAUUCUGUCCUUAACUAGACAGAUAGAUGAGUUCACUUAAGGGCAAGACAUUCUGUGUUAGUUUUAACACAGUGUUGAAAUAUUAAUGUGGCGGUUUAACACAUCUUACUUUUAACAAAGAUUGUGUCAGAUUCAAGACUGAGCUAAACUGUGCAGUUCUGAAACUGUGAUCUUUGAGUUCCUUGUUGCUUCUCGCAUGGGGAGUGGUGUCUGGGUGGGGUGUUCUAAAUGCCAACUUCAACCGACCACUAAUUUUUUACAAUUUCCUCCUGAUCUGUGUGGGUCGACAUCCGUCUGUUUCUUUUGAGUUGGCGUCUCUUUGGUUUUAUUCAUGUAGAUGAAUGACAGAGGGAUGUUACAUGUGUGUAACUUGUUUGCACUCCAGGGAAACAAGAAAUGGUCAUAGACUACAACUGAGUUCUAGGAGGAACAUUUAUUAUUUUUUAUUGUUGUUUUUUUGUUUUUGCCCAGUUUAUUGAAGGGAGCCAGUAAGUCUUGAGUUGACUGUAAAUAUAAAAUGUUCCAUAACCUGCACAGGCCAUAGUGUGUUUAUUUUUCAAUAUGUUAAAUUCAGCAAAUAAACAGUAAUUGUGCAUUGCAAUGUUCAGAAGUUCUUGCUCUGUAGAGGAACUUCAAAUCAACAAAAUGUUUUAUUUGCCCAGGAUUGUCCAAACUUUUGCAUAUGACUGUGUAUGAUUGUCAGGCUAGACAUACUGUUUGAGUGAAAAACUUAAGGUAAGUUAUUAGGAUAUUAAAAGUCUUGUUUAUAUAGGGAAACUGUUUAUAAGUAAGAUACAUGGUGUUCAGUGGCUGAUAUAAGAUCCACAACUUAGUAACGGUUGAUGAAAGCCCUUGUAGAUGUACCACAGAGCUUUGGCAAUCCUUGCUGGGGCUUUUAAAGUGCUACUGUGACUGUUAUUUCUCUCAGAUACAUCACUGCUUUAGCCUGCCUGCAUGUACCCUAAAGGGUGAAGACAUAUGGUUUAAUGAAGUUCUUUUUUUUGAGCCCAACUUUGCUAAAUAUUCUCAAACAGCAUGUUCAUCAAUCAGAAAAUAAUCAAUAAAUGAUUGGAAAUGAGCUCUAUGGAGUUGCCAGGUUAUUAGGUCCACCUUCCUACACUCAUUGAAACUCCUAUCAUACAGAUUCAUGCUGUAGGUUUACAGUUACAGACUGGAGCUUGUCUGCACAAUUGAUCACCCCUUCUGUUCCAGUGUCACUGCUGUGCUGAGAAUGGACCACCACCCAAACAAUAUCUGGUCAGUGGUGGUCCUAUGGUGGUCUCUUUCCCUUGAUGGAUGAGGUAGAGGAGGGCUAAUGAACUGUGCAGCAACAAAUGGGCUAAUUCUUGUAACUGGACACCUACAAAGUGCACCUAUAUUAUAGGAGUUUCUGUUGAAGUAGCUACGAGGCAGAUGAAGCUAAUAAACUGGGAACUCGGUGUAUUUAGCUGUCUUGAAAGCUGUGAAGCUGAACUGUAUUCUGCAUAUGAAUCCUCAGGGACUGAAUGACUUUAGUUUACUUGAAAUGUAACCUGACUCGCAUUACUCAAGUGAGCGUAACACAUCUAAUAUAAGAAAUGAACUAAUUUAUUCAUUCUUUUUAGGUUAUAGAUCUCAAUUUUAUAGCUUCACAAGCAAUAGAUGUUAAUUUUUGCAUCUGGAACACAUUUUCAUUGAGAUGAAAAGUAUGUCCUUUUGAGAAAUAUAGUAAAGAGUUUGGUAAAAAAAUGUGAAUUGUUAUAUUUAUUCUUUGUUUCACAAUGAAGGCUAAUAAAUGGUUGAUACCACCUUUUAACAUGA
Colossoma macropomum (tambaqui) is the source of this 3420-nucleotide messenger RNA. RefSeq names its product PRELI domain-containing protein 1, mitochondrial-like. Gene Ontology annotation, molecular function: phosphatidic acid transfer activity. The record is from RefSeq and is a predicted model, not a curated record. Gene Ontology annotation, biological process: phospholipid transport. Gene Ontology annotation, cellular component: mitochondrial intermembrane space. The coding region runs from base 219 to 836 and encodes 205 amino acids. NCBI's taxonomy places the organism in Eukaryota, Metazoa, Chordata, Actinopteri, Characiformes, Serrasalmidae. The transcript is spliced from 6 exons.